Panthera uncia (snow leopard) is the source of this 2103-nucleotide messenger RNA. RefSeq names its product Krueppel-like factor 14. Gene Ontology annotation, molecular function: DNA-binding transcription factor activity, RNA polymerase II-specific; RNA polymerase II cis-regulatory region sequence-specific DNA binding. The record is from RefSeq and is a predicted model, not a curated record. Bases 1 to 984 code for a protein of 327 amino acids. NCBI's taxonomy places the organism in Eukaryota, Metazoa, Chordata, Mammalia, Carnivora, Felidae. Gene Ontology annotation, biological process: regulation of transcription by RNA polymerase II. The transcript has a single exon.
AUGUCGGCCGCCGUGGCGUGCCUGGACUACUUCGCCGCUGAGUGCUUGGUGUCCAUGUCCGCGGGCGCCGUGGUUCACCGCCGCCCGCCGGACCCCGAGGGCGCGGGCGGAGCCGCAGGCUCGGAGGUGGGUGCGGCGCCGCCGGAGUCCGCUCUGCCGGGUCCGGGGCCACCGGGACCCGCGUCGGUCCCCCCGCUCCCCCAGGUCCCCGCCCCCAGCCCCGGCGCGGGCGGCGCCGCGCCCCACCUGCUGGCUGCAAGCGUCUUGGCUGACUUGCGCGGCGGCUCUGGGGAGGGCUUCGGGGAGAACUCGGGGGAAGCUCUGCGCGCCUCGUCCGGCUCCUGCGACCCGACCCGGUGCUCCGGCCCGACCCUGGGCUCAGAGCCGACCCCGGCCUCCAGCGCGGCCGAGGUCUCCGGACCCGCGCACUCCUCCGGCGCGCUCGCGGUCCCAGGCGCUCCUGCCGUCUCCGGAGCGCCUGCCGCCCCCGGGGCGGUCCCCGGCGUGGCCCCUGGGGCGGGCCCCGCCCCCGCCACAGGUCCAGUCCCUCGUCGGAGGCCGGUUACACCUGCAGCGAAGCGCCAUCGCUGCCCCUUUCCGGGCUGCAACAAAGCCUAUUACAAGUCGUCGCAUCUGAAGUCCCACCAGCGCACCCACACGGGUGAGCGCCCUUUCUCCUGCGACUGGCUCGACUGCGACAAGAAGUUCACGCGCUCCGACGAGCUGGCCCGCCACUACAGGACGCACACGGGCGAGAAGCGCUUCUCCUGCCCCCUCUGUCCCAAGCAGUUCUCCCGGAGUGACCAUCUGACCAAGCAUGCUCGCCGCCACCCAGCCUAUCAUCCUGACAUGAUCGAGUACCGCGGGCGUCGUCGCACUCCCCGAGUCGACCCCCAACCCACCAGCCUGGUGGACAGCUCCGCCUCCAUCCCCGGCCAGGAGCCCAGCCUCACCACCUGCCUGUCUGACAGUCAUUGCUGUUAGUCAUCCCACAAGGACGAUCGCCCAGACCGUUGUCCCUGCCUUUUCCUUGCCCAACCCUCUCUCCCAGAGUCAUUAGACCAAGGCACAGACUGGUUCCUCUGCUCGGAGGAUGGGUCCAGGGAGGCACGUUGGACCCUGGGGAGGGACUGGGGGCCCGAAAAUAGCAGGAAUUCUUACAACACGUAUAUCAACCUAAAGGGGAGAGGGUUGCCUCAAGACAGCCCCCAGGAACUGGUGAAAAAGGGAUGAACCCCCGUACUCUCCAGAGUCCUGAAGAUUCUCCCCUGGAACCAGAGAUGUGAAGCUGGAAUUCUCAGGUGCCUGAGGAGCUCCCAGUCUCAGAGGACUCUAGUGUCUUAUCCACCCGCCAGGGCGGACCUUGGAGAGGGUUUCAGGGGUGGCAGUCUUGGAAAUGUCCAGGACUGGAAUGGUGAGAGGCCUUUGGAAACAGAAAUGAUUUCUAUUUCUGUAAAUAGCAAUGUUUACUAAUUUAUUUUUAGUAUCUUUUAAACAGGGAUCCCAGGUUGAUGGGAGGUUGAUGUCCUCCACUCCCCAAUUGCCCCAGCUACCUCUGGUAGGAGAGGCCAUGUAAGAGUCCAUGUGAAUGUAUGGCUGGGAGAUGCUUCUUGGUGUCUGGGGAGUGUUGCGAGUCUGUUUGCAGGUCCUGUUGCAUGGUGUGGAACCCUGCACUUGCGCCGUAGCCUUUCUUCUCAUUUGGAUUCCUACUUGGGGAGGGCAACUUCCUGGCUCACUCUCACAGUGAGAUUGGUUGAAAAUUUUGGAAACAACCAUGAAAGUACCAGAAAUAAGAGAGUGGUCCAGGCUAGUUCCCCUUUUAGCCAGAGGGCACACCCAAGUGACUUUGGGUGAGAUAGGUCCAAAACAAGACCUUUCAGGAUCAUUGUUAAUAUUCAGGGAAAUAGGGGCGUGUGGUUCCAGCUGCCCAGUCCAAGUAAUCUCAGGUGUGGUAGAUUCUGUUCAUUUCUUAGUGGCUAACGAGGGGUUUAUUUCCCUUGGGAUGUGUGCAUUUUUGUUUUUGCAGUAAAUGAGUUGAUGGUUUGGGGAGGGGAAGAUGAGAGUGGCUUUCUCCAAAGAUUUGGCUGCCCUGGACUUGGACUU